Messenger RNA from Neofelis nebulosa (Clouded leopard), 936 nucleotides. It is a transcript of the gene SPATA46, whose product is annotated as spermatogenesis associated 46. The transcript is spliced from 3 exons. Gene Ontology annotation, biological process: fertilization. Gene Ontology annotation, cellular component: nuclear membrane. The record is from RefSeq and is a predicted model, not a curated record. Bases 97 to 834 code for a protein of 245 amino acids. NCBI's taxonomy places the organism in Eukaryota, Metazoa, Chordata, Mammalia, Carnivora, Felidae.
UGAUGUCAACGGCACUCAGAAUGUUUAUCGUCUGGACAACCCAAACAGCCUCUUGGGAACAGGUGCAUAAUCUCCAUACCCUAUGGUAGUCACAACAUGGAGAACUUCUCACUCCUCAGCAUUUCUGGACCUCGAAUCUCUUCCUCUGCCCUGGCCGCAUUUCCUGACAUUAUGUCGUCACAUGCCACCAGCUUGCCAGACAUCGCAAAGACCGCGUUACUCACGGAGGCGCCCAGCCCAGCUCAGGCCCUGUCACCCCAGUACUUUGGCAGCGCUCUCCGGCAUGGGGUGCAGAACACGGUUCUCUCUCCAGACUGCCUUUUGGGGGACCCCCAGACCAGGGAGCCCCGGCGGGGCUGCACUGUCUACCGGCCCUGGUUCUCCCCUUACAGCUACUUCGUCUGCACGGACCAAGAGAGCCACCUGGAGGCCUACAGCUUCCCAGAGGUGCAGCGGGACAAGGGCAGGGGGGACGGCUGCCUGCCCGAGGACCCGGCUGAGAGCAUCUGCUCGUCCUCUUCCUCCCAGGAAGACGCCUGGCCCCGGGAGGCCGCCAAGAAAUCCGGGCACGGCCUGGCCUCCACGGACGGCAUCACGUCCCAGGACAUCCUGAAGGCCGCCAGGUGGCACCCCGCCCAGCAGAGCGGCUACAAGUGUGCGGCCUGCUGCCGCAUGUACCCCACGCUGCACUCCCUCAAGAGCCACAUCAAGGGGGGCUUCCGGGAGGGCUUCAGCUGCAAGGUGUACUACCGCAAGCUCAAGACCCUCUGGGGCAAGGAGAAGGCGCGGCCGGGGGACAGGCUCUCCUCCGGCAGCUGCCAGGCCUUCAAGUAGGCCCGCGGGAUGGUGAGCGGACGCCUCGGUGAAGAGGCGACGGAGCCUGUUUCCACCUCCGGAGAGAUGUCAAUAAACCGACACUGGCCACGGCCUUCUGUC